AUGUCUCGUCGAGUUGAAGUCGGCUCGAGGGUGGCUCGGCGUCGGGGCUCGGUGGCUCUCGGCGGCUCGGUGGCCACGGCACCGGAAUCGGAGGUCAAACACGUGCCAUCCCACGUGGGACGGCUUACAAAAACCUCAGUGUUGAAAUCAGCGACCCCCACAAAACCACCAAAUACGGCUAGCGUCAAUCACGCCAUCGUCCUCCAUCAACGCGACUUCGAGACGAAGCCACAGCAUUUUGAUGGCUCGGUCCAGAAUUUGCCAUACUGCGUAGUCAUGUUUGCGGCACUUAUGGAGACGCCGCGCGGGUUGCCGUGGGCCGAGCGGGCUGACAAAAAGAUCCCCCUUAGCUCCAUCUCCGGGCCGACAUAUGCCACCGGUCAGCUGCUCGUCCAGCAGACGGCUUAUAAGCUCUCCGACAAGAUCUUCUCCUUCUCUCCCGAGACCUUUAACCUCGACAAUGCCGUGAAGGAGUGGUCGAAUGCCGACGAGAAGAACAUCCAUGGCGAGACAACAACUGUCGUGCCGCUCCAAACCCGGGCCGGUGCCGGAACCUUUGCGCUGGGCUACAUCUUCUCCAAGGACUUUGACCUCAGCAAGCGCCACAUCCCCCAGACCCUUCUGGCCCCCUCGCUGAGCCUUCGUCACCUGCGCUCCGCCCUCGACCAGCUCUCGUUGUUGUAUGGCGUGGCCAGCCCCUUUGUUGCCCACAUCGCUGCCGCCGACUACUCGGCCCACGAUGGCCUGGUCCCCGACUACGAGAGCGCUCUCCAGACUGCCGAGGACCUGGGCCUGGGUCUCGUCUCCAGCGCCUCUGCCUACGAAGUUCAGCACAUGUCGCUUCUCGCGACUGCCCUGGCUUCGUUGCUGCCCACGCUCCACGUCUACGACGGCCUUCGCACGGCCAGGGAGACGCUGAGGGUGGUGGAUGCGCUGAGCGAGACCAGCAUUGCCGACAUCUACAAGAAGAUUGCGCAGGCAGCCGGCGCUCUGAACAAGAGGCUGGACACCGCCGGCAAGGUAGUCGAGCUCCUGCGCUCGUUCAACAGCGAGCUCGGAACCGCGUAUGCCCCGUUCGAGUACCACGGCCAUGAGGCGCCGGAGCUGGUUCUCGUGGUCUUCGGCAGCGUCGAGGCCCAGCUCGCCAAGCAGGUGGUGAACACGCUCGCCGCCGAGGGCAAGAAGGUCGGUGCUAUCAACGUCCGCAUCUACCGGCCGUUCAUCGAGGAGGCAUUCCUCGAGGCCCUCCCCGAGUCGGUGCGCCAGAUCGCCGUGCUCGGCCAGGUCCGUGACGCCGUGGCCGUGGACGACGCGUCUGUACAAUCUGCGCUGUACUCGGACGUCCUGACUGCCGUCUCGUUCGCCGACCGGUCGCACGAGCCGGUGGUUGUCGACGUCAAGUAUGCCGCGUCGACGGUCCACACCCCCAGCUCGGUUGCCUCCAUCAUCCACCAGCUCACUGCCAAGGACAGCCAGAACGAGAUCACCCUCGCCCUGCAAGCGCUGGAACAGGCUCGUCAGUACACCUUCUGGGACGUAGACAACUCGUCGGCUGUCGCUGCGCCCAAGUCUCUCGGUAAGCUGCUCGCGCGCGAGGCUCCCAACAACGUCUACGUCCACGAGACGUACGACAACCUCAUUCAGGGCGGCGCUGUGCGCACCGACAUCCGGAGCUCUGAGAAGUCCAUCGAGGCACCUUUUGCCAUCGAGGAGGCCGAUGUUGUUUUCGUCGGCGAGGAGAAGCUGCUCAAGGACCUCGACGUGGUGAAGGGUUCCAAGGCUGGCAGCAAGCUCAUCGUCCGGUUGCCCAACUUCAAGGAGGAUGACCUGGAGAAGCGGAUCCCUACUGCGGCAAGGAAGCAGAUUCAAGAAAAGGGCCUCGAGCUUUUUGUGCUCGACUCUUCUUUCUCGCCCGCUCUGGAAAAGGACGCCGGACUCUUGGCCCAGCUUGCCUUCUUGCACGUCGCACGGCCCGAGAUUACGGUGCCCGAGCUCGCCAAGUUGGGUGAAGUCGCCCAAGGCGAAGUGACGCUAGCCGAGUUUGCCGAUGCCCUCCCGCAAGCGCUCAAGACGAUCGAGGUCCCGGCUACCUGGGCUGAGGCGACCGAAGCCCCAGCCGUGCCCCUCAAGGCGCUCACGCCCACCAGCUUCGUGCCUUUCGACAAGAACGAGCAGGAGCCGGCGCUCAAGCUCGAUAGCUGGCAAGAGGCUGCCAAGGGCCUCGUCUUCAAGGAGGCGUACGGCACCCAGAUCGACCUCCGCCCCGACCUCACGGUGAAGACGUUCACGGUCCACGUCCAGGAGAACCGCCGGCUCACGCCGGAUGCCUACGACCGCAACAUCUUCCACAUCGAGUUCGAUCUCGGCACCUCCGGGCUCACGUACAACAUCGGCGAGGCGCUCGGCAUCCACGCCGACAACGACCCGAAGCAGGUGGUGGACUUUAUCAACUUCUACGGCCUCAACGCCGACGACCUCGUGCAGGUGCCGUCGCGCGAGGACGCGGCGGUGGCCGAGACGCGCACCGUGUACCAGUCGCUGGUGCAGAACCUGGACAUCCUGGGCAAGCCGCCGAAGCGCUUCUUCGAGGCGCUCGCCGAGUUCGCGACGGACGAGGCCGAGAGGAAGAAGCUCGAGUUCCUGGGCGGCAAGGACGGCGCCCACGACUUCAAGAAGCUGUCCGAGGUCGAGACGGUCAGCUACGUCGACGUGCUCGAGACGUUCCGGUCGGCGCACCCGGCCUUUGCCGACCUCGUCCGCAUCGUCGCCCCGCUCAAGCGCAGGGAGUACAGCAUCGCGUCGGCGCAGGCCGUCACGCCGACCUCGGUCGCGCUCAUGAUCGUCGUCGUCGACUGGGUCGACACCAAGGGCCGCACGCGCUACGGACAAGCCACACGCUAUCUGUCGGGACUCAAGCCGGGCACAGCCGUAACAGUCUCCGUCAAGCCCUCCGUCAUGAAACUCCCCACGGCCGACACGGCGCCGCUGAUCAUGGCCGGGCUGGGCACGGGCCUGGCGCCGUUCCGGGCCUUUGUGCAGUACCGGGCCAUGCAGAAGGCGCAGGGCAAGGAGAUCGGCGCGAUCUUGCUGUACCUGGGCAGCCGGCACCAGCGCGAGGAGUACCUGUACGGCGAGGAGUGGGAGGCCUACAUGGACGCGGGCGUCAUCACCCUGCUGGGCGCCGCCUUCUCGCGCGACCAGCCCCAGAAGAUUUAUAUUCAGGACCGCAUGCGCCAGACUAUUGCCGAUAUUGUGCAGGCGUAUAUCAAGGAUGAGGGGUCGUUUUACUUGUGCGGGCCGACGUGGCCCGUGCCGGAUGUUACGGCGGUGCUGGAGGAGGCGAUUGCGGUCGAGGCGAAGGAGGGUGCGAGGAAGGUUGAUCCCCGCAAGGAGAUCGAGAGGUUGAAGGAGGAUUCGCGCUAUGUGUUGGAGCGGGCCGCCCGAGCAGUCAACCUCCUCCGCACAGUACAAUUCAGCCACCCGCCAUCCUGCCCCUGCCACUCCAACCCCAACCACCACCACCACGCCGCCACCGCGCCCUCAGCGUUAACCACCGUCUCCCGCUUCGCCGACCGCACCUCUGCCCUCCACCACACCAACCGAGGGAGCGGCAGCAGCAGCAGCCGCGGGUAUGCCACGCCGCGCGACCCGGCCCAGCAGAAGGAAUACGCCUUCGAGAUGGCGGCGUCGUCGAUCCGGUUUGGGCCGGGGGUGACUCGUGAGGUUGGUAUGGAUCUGGCCAACAUGGGCGCUAAGCGGGUGGCCGUGGUGACGGAUCCGACUGUAGAUCGGCUGGAGGCGAUGCGCCAGGUGCGGGAGGCGCUCGAUGCGGAGGGGAUUGAGUACCGGGUGUAUGCGAAGGUGGUGGUGGAGCCGAAGGAUUAUUCUGUCAAGGAGGCCAUCGAAUGGGCCAAGCCGUACGCGCCUGACGCCUUCCUCGCCGUCGGCGGCGGCUCCGUCAUGGACACGGCCAAGCUAAUGAACCUCUACACCUGCUACCCGGAUGCCGACUUCAUGGACUUCGUCAACGCGCCACUCGGCAAGGGGCGGCCGGUCGACCGCAAGCUGAAGCCGCUCAUCGCGGUGCCCACGACAGCCGGAACGGGCAGCGAGACGACGGGGACGGCCAUCUUCGACCUGGCGUCGCGGCGGGCCAAGACGGGCGUGGCGCACCGCAACCUCAAGCCGACGCUCGGCAUCUGCGACCCGCUCAACACCCGCACCAUGCCCGCCGCCGUCAAGGCCGCCUCGGGGCUCGACGUGCUCUGCCACUCGCUCGAGUCGUGGACCGCCAUCCCCUUCCAGGAGCGCACCCCGCGCCCGACCAACCCCAUCCUCCGCCCGGCUUACCAGGGCGCCAACCCGAUCAGUGAUAUCUUCUCGCUGAAUGCCCUGCGCCAGACCGUCAAGUACCUGCCGCGCUCUGUCCGGGACCCUGACGAUAUGGAGGCCCAGAGCGAGAUGCUGCUGGCGAGCACGCUCGCGGGGGUUGGAUUCGGGAAUGCGGGCGUGCAUCUGUGCCAUGGCAUGUCAUACCCCAUCUCGGGCCAGAACCCGGGGUACCGGCACGCCGGGUACGAGGUCGACGCGCCCAUCAUCCCGCACGGCGUGUCGGUGGCGGUGUCGGCGCCGGCCGUGUUCCGCUUCACCGGCCCCUCGAACCCGGAGCGCCAUCUCGCCGCCGCCGAGGCCUUUGGCGUGGAUGUUAGCAACGUCAAGAAGGAGAGCGCGGGCGAGGUGCUGGCCGACGCGCUGACCAAGUUCCUGGCUGAUUUGGGUGACCAGCCUGCCGGGUUAAAGCAACUGGGGUUCCGCCGCGAGCAUAUUGAGGAGCUGGUCGAGGGCACGAUACCGCAGGCGCGCGUGCUGAUGCUGGCCCCGGGGCUGGCGAAGGAGUUGGAGCAGGAGAGGGAUCAGCUGAGGCGGUUGUUUGAGGAUGCGCUGGAGCAUUGA
Chaetomium fimeti is the source of this 4953-nucleotide messenger RNA. Its product is annotated as sulfite reductase [NADPH] flavoprotein component-like protein. The transcript has 5 exons. Gene Ontology annotation, molecular function: oxidoreductase activity, acting on the aldehyde or oxo group of donors; metal ion binding; alcohol dehydrogenase (NAD+) activity. The coding region runs from base 1 to 4953 and encodes 1650 amino acids. Gene Ontology annotation, cellular component: mitochondrion. NCBI's taxonomy places the organism in Eukaryota, Fungi, Ascomycota, Sordariomycetes, Sordariales, Chaetomiaceae. The record is from RefSeq and is a predicted model, not a curated record.